Molecule: messenger RNA, 664 nt
Organism: Thermothelomyces thermophilus ATCC 42464
Lineage: Eukaryota; Fungi; Ascomycota; Sordariomycetes; Sordariales; Chaetomiaceae
Exons: 4
Coding region: 211-471 (86 amino acids)
Cellular component (GO): mitochondrion; respiratory chain complex IV
Source: RefSeq, a predicted model, not a curated record
GCCAGCCAAUGAAUUCCCUCAGAUCCUGCAAUGGCCCGCUUUGCGCAUCAUGAUGGGCACUGCGCGGACAACCCGAGCCGAAACUGCCCUACCUGACCUCACCUCUUCCCGAGCUCUGACCAUUUCCCACGUCGAACGACUCCGAAAAUCAACCCGCCGCAAUCCCCCAAUUGAACCUGUCUCGCUGGUGAGCUGCUAGAAUCGCCCAACAUGUCUGACGACGAGCGCGUUACCAAGCCCUUCAAGUUCGUCACAGGUGGUGUCGACGCCCGCUUCCCGAACGUCAACCAGACCAAGCACUGCUGGCAGAACUACGUCGACUACCACAAGUGCAUUCUCGCCAAGGGCGAGGACUUCGCCCCCUGCCGCCAGUUCUGGCUCGCCUACCGGUCUCUGUGCCCCAGUGGAUGGUAUGAGCGGUGGGAUGCGCAGAGAGAGGCUGGCAACUUCCCUGUUCGUCUGGAUCAGUAAGGGGCUGCGGUAAAGGGGAUUUUGUCCAAGCCGGGGUCUCUCGGUCUGGACCAUGUUAUAGUAGGCUCAAGACAGUAGAAAGAGGACAUGGAGAGUUGGGAUUGUUCCAUUUGUACACAUCACGGUGACACUACAGUGGGCAAGAACACCAAAGAGAACUGCUGUGUUUCAAAUAGCAUACCGAGAGUGCCUG